GACACCUGUGAGUGCAGCUGGCUGGAGGGUGGUUGCUACACCCGGUACAGUUACUGAUGUUAAAAGGAUUUCUAUGGCAUUUCAAUGUCCAGGGCGCUGCCGGGACUUGCCUGUUGGGGAGCUGCCCUAACAAGCAGGAACUGGCACUGCCCACCCUUACCCUGAUUACCCUCAGGUGUAUCCAUCCCGCUCUGUCCAUCUAAGUACGAAUGGGUGCAGUUCAGAGGGGCAAAGGAUCAUGGGAGAGGCGUGGGGUGGGCGAUGUGGCUGGGAAAGAGCAGAAACUGAGAGGAGCCCCAGGGUUCCACUUCCAACUCUGCCCUAGACUUUCACUGCGACCUGGGCCUUAGUUUCCCUGUCACAAGGGGUUGUCAUUACUUACCUCCCAGGGCUGUUACAGGGAUUGGCAGCAGAAAAGGGGAAAGCUUGAGGGUAAUGAAGGCAGCAACGGCUCCUACUGAACGCUCACUAUGUACUAGGACAUUAACACCCGUUACCUUAUUCAGUCCUCUUAGCAGACCCUAUGAAACUGGCUGUCACUUUCAGAGGAGGGAACUGAGGCAUAGAGAGGUCAUGUAUUUGUGAGUGACAGACGGUGUCAAUGCCCUCCAGCCAAAGAACCCCCAGGAACACCUGUAGUCAACAAGUGGGUUUAUUGCUCACAGCAUUGAGGCACUGUGAGGCAUCUUGGUAAUGCAGUUGUUGUGGGGGGGUUUUUAGAUUUUUUAUUUUUAUUUUAUUUAUAGACACAGGGGAGAGGGGAAGAGAGGGAGAGAAACAUCAGUGUGUGGUUGCCUCUUGCGCACUCCCUACUGGCAACCUGUCUUGCAACCCAGGCAUGUGCCCUGACUGGGAAUUGAACCAGUGACCAUUUGAGCACAGGCCAGUGCUCAAUCCACCGAGCAACACCAGCCACGGCUGGAGUAUUUUGUACAAAGGACUGAUUAUAAGAUUUGGGUUUGUGGUAAGUGAUUUUGGGAAGUGUUCCAGGAACAGGGGUUUUGCUCUGGAUUGGAUGGUGCCAGGAAGCCUGGCAGCUCUGUGGCUGGCUGUCUGUCAGUCUUAUCUAGAAGGCAGAGGAACACAGCAGGCAUGAGCUGUGACUGGUGCGGCAGCAGCAGCCACGCAUAUUGGCUAGGAACGGGGGGGGGGGGGUGCCUGGUCAUUUCUGUGGCUUGGACAAUGUCCGUGUUUGUGUUCAGAUGCUGCCAUGGCGUAGCUUUGGUGUCUUGAUCCAGUCAGUGUGGCCUUCUCUGACCACGCUCUGUGGAACUGUUUCUAUUCAACAGAAUGCCAGGGGGCACCUGUGAGCGCCAGGCUAGCUCCGGGCUGUGGGGCUGCUUUUCUCUUUCUUAAUAGUAAUAAUUGCAAGCCAUCGAGUAAAGUGUUCUAAGCACUUUCUAUAAAUCCUUUCAUUUAGUGUUUACAACAGCCCUAUGAGGCAGAUACUGAUAUAGUUAUGACCCCAUCUUCCACAUGAGGAAGCUGCCAAAUAGUAUCUGGAAAGAGUAGAGCCAGUCUGGUCCAGAGGCUGUGCUCUGAUCACACAGUUCUCCUGGAAGGAUAGUCUCCCUGGGUUCCAGUCCUGACUCCACCUCAUUUCCUAAUCUCAUGACUGUGGGCAAGUCCCUAACUUCUCUGAGCCUCAGUCUGAUCGUCCAUAGAACAGGCCCAGUAAUAAUCUGUCUGCAUUGCUCUCCAGCCCUGGCACACAGCCUGGCACAUAGUAAGCACUGUUGUCGUCAUGAUUCUGGGGCAUGGGCGAGGUACCGGAAACUUGCUGGACUCCCCCGACCUCUCCCACCACCCUCAGGCCAUCUAGGCACCCUGCAGUGUGCCCGCUGCCUCAUCUCUUCACCGACUCCCAAGUUCCAGGAGCAUCACAUGAAAUGGGAGCACCCAGCAAGCGUGGCCCAGAAGCUGCAGGGGACCCUCUUCAUCUGCUUCACCUGCAGCUGCUCCUUCCCCUCAUCCAAGACCCUGAUUGCCCACCAGCGCAGCCACGGUCCCACCACCAGGCCCUCCCUGCUGGCUGCACCCACCACUGCCCAGCCCACCUCCCCCUGUUCUGAUGGCAAGACCUUUGAGCAGGCUUCUCUGAGGUGGCACUGCCAAGUGCAUGAGGCCCACAUCCCUCGUGGCCUCUUUGCUUGCACAGAGCGUGGUCAGGACCUUGCCCAGGAAGCUGGGCUGCAUCUGCACUGCAUCCGGCAUGCCCAUGGGGAGUUCGGAGUGCAGCUGCAGCCCUCCCUAUGGUAUUGGGGGUUCUGUGGCUGGUGGGACCCUCUUCUGAUAUGGGAUGGGCCCUUGGAAUUUGCUUUCCUCCCAGGAAAGGCAAAGGGGUGUUGAGAAGUAGGGCCCAGAAGAUGUUCCUCAUUUAGAGCUUCAGUCUUUAGAGGACAGAAAGGCCUUUGGGGAAA
Messenger RNA from Artibeus jamaicensis (Jamaican fruit-eating bat), 2420 nucleotides. RefSeq names its product zinc finger protein 576 (gene ZNF576). NCBI's taxonomy places the organism in Eukaryota, Metazoa, Chordata, Mammalia, Chiroptera, Phyllostomidae. The record is from RefSeq and is a predicted model, not a curated record.